UCUAAAAAAAAAAACAUAUGAGUCUGCUGUGAGUUUGAAUGAGAAUAAAUUCUAUGGUAACGCUUUGAUAUUAAAAAAAAGAUCAAUAAUAAUGCGAAUAGGGUAAAAAUAUUUUUUAAUAAUGGUAACAUUAAAAUGACGGCCAUGGUAGUUCGGUCACGCGAAAAAAAUGUGAAUUUGUGAUUAAAUUUUUCAUUGUUUUAACUAAGCUAUUUAGUUUAAAAUCGGGAUAAUUUUGCCAAUGAACUGAUCAAGAUGUGCCCUAUAGGUUAUGUGUGCGUGAUCGAGUGAGUUUUGGAGGGAAAUCGAGAGUUAUUCACCACGCACGUACAGUGUUGUUAAAAAAAGUGUGUUUUUUUGUAUCAAAUGUCCGUCAUAGAUAUCCACCAAAAUGGAUCAAAACAUGGCGGAAAUGGAUCCGCUCAGCACAUAUGACUACCCCCCCUACGGUUACCAGCACAUUCACUACCCCUACUCUUACGAGAUAAAACUAGAGCAACCACUAGCGCACUAUGCUAAUCUAGCAGCUAGCUUACACAACCAAGCACCAGUCAACGAUAUACCUCCCGUAGCUCAAGAUACAUCAAUAGAUACUAAUACCAAUAUUACAAAUACUAUACAAGAAGCCACAAGCAGUCAAGUACAGGAAGUGAAACCAGUGUUUGAUCUAAAAAAAGUUAAAAAAGAGGGAGGUAAAAAAAGUAAUUACUGGUCACAGAAGAUCACAGAUGAAAACUUUCCUUUCUACGCCUGCGCGCUCUGCAAUGUCAGCUACAAGCUGUUAAGAGACCUAGAUUCACAUCUGGUUGACCAUAAAGAGAGGCUCACUAGCUAUGAUCUGCGGAUGAAAAAUAAAAAAAAGAAGAAGCAGUUGAAAAAGGAGCAGAAGAAGCUGAAAAAGUUGAAAAAGGAGGUGAAACAAGAGGAAAUAGAGAUUAAACCGGAGGACGGUUAUAUCGGUAAUGAAAAGGCAGCAGAUUUUGUUGAGAACUCGACUAUGGUAGCUCCAGAGAUCCAAAAUAAUGAUAAUGUAAACGCUAAUGUAAAUAAUGAAACUGUAAAUAAAGUUGAUAACAAUGUGAAUAAUGAAAGUGUAAAUAAACUUGAUAAUAAUGUGAAUAAUGAAAGUGUAAAUAAAGUUGAUAAUAAUGUGAAUAAUGAAAGUGUAAAUAAAGUUGAUAAUAAUGUAAAUAAUGGUCAAACUGAAGAAGGGGGGAAGGAAGAGGAGUACAACAAAGAUUUGGAGAAGAUUUACAAAUGUUCCGCGUGUAAUAAGCAGUUCUCGUUAAGUUAUUACUUGAAGUUACAUGUGAGAUCCCACACAGACGAAAAACCAUAUACCUGCGCCGAGUGCGGCCAGUCGUUUAUAACGGCGAGCAAACUAGGGCGCCACAACAAGCGGAUACACCUUGCCAUCAAGUACCAGUGCCGGAUAUGCUACAAGAUAUUUACCAGGUUCGAAUAUCUGACGCGCCAUUUUGACAAAAAACACGCCGAAGACAAGCUGGAAGGGGAGCCCUACGACUACAACGCCAUCCUGCCCUACCUCAAAGAGCUUGAGGAACAACUCCGAGAAAAGGCAGAGGCCGAAAAGAAGCCGAAGACUGAAGAGCUGUGGAGCGACUGGCCCGAAAUGGAUCAGGCGCUGAUGCACGACAGAAAUGAUCUCAUGGAUGACAAGAAGGACUUCGCUAUGAACCAUCUGGACAUAGUCAUGGACGAUGUCAAGGUGCCAGUAGAAACGAUGGAGACAGAGAUGGAGAUAGAGAUCAAGGUGGAGAAAGAGCAGGACAACGAUGUCGGCGUUGGCGACGACAUACACAACGAUCUGCCUGACAACGAUCACGACGAUGUUAAGGACGAGAGUUUAUCAGACGAGGACUACUUCCCCUCCAACACGUGGGCCGAGCCCCCCAGCAUGGGGGCCGCCCCCCCCUCGCCCCCCGCGCGCGGCCGCCGCUCCAACACCGCGGGCCCCCUCACCUGCAAGAUAUGCGACAAGAAGAUCAGCACGCACUCCUACAUGCGGAUACACCUGCGGACGCACACCGGGGAGAAACCUUACAAGUGCUACAUAUGCAGCAGGGGGUUCAUAACCUCCAGUAAGAUGCAUAGGCAUGUUUUAACGCACUCGGAAUCGUUUGACAAAGACGGUGUGAAAAUUGAGGUGGACGUGAAGACAGAGGGAGACGAAGCGAUGAAAGAGGAAGAUGGAGAUAUGGGCACGAAAAAAAUAGCGAAGUCGAAAACGAAAAAGAAAAAAGGCGAGAAGAAGAAACGCGACUACCAGAAACGUCCGCACGCGUGCGAGUUCUGCCAGAAACGGUUCUUGCAUCUAGAAAUGCUGCAAGUACAUAGGAAGAGUCACGAAGGGGAGAGCGCUACUUUAAAGUGCUACUACUGUCUGGUGGAUAUAGAGGAUGAGACCGGGCUGAAAGAACACGAAGCGACGCAUACCGGACCGAAACCGUUUCUGUGCACGCUGUGCGGAAAGGGUUACAAGCGGAGAGAAACCAUGGUAUACCACCGCAAAAACCACAAGAGCGAAAAGAAGUUCAUCUGCGACAUAUGCUCCAAGACGUUCAACGCUCCAUGCAAGCUGCAGCGGCACAUCGUCAGCCACCGCGCGGACAAGUUCGUGCUGCGCUACGAGUGCCCCGUCUGCGCGCACAUGUUCAACACCAAAUAUCACGUGCAGAUGCAUCUGUCCACACACCAGAAGGAGGGGCUGAUUUUAGAAGAGAACCGGAACGAUAUACUAGCCAUGGUGCUGCAGAACGCGCGCAAAAUACCUAAACAGGGAGACGCCCCAACCAACCUAGCCGACCUCAUACCAGCCGACGAGCGAAGCCGCGUGUGCAACAUAUGCGGGGAAGUAUUCCAACACUUCUACUACCUAGAGGAACACUUAAAAAGCCACGGUUCCCGAAUAGCCAUAGAGGACGAAAAUAAACAGGAGGAGAGAAAACACAUAUGCCAAGUAUGCAACAAGAGUUUUAAACUACACUAUUAUUUGAAAUUACACAGUUUCACGCACACUAAGGAAAAACCUUACAUAUGCCAACAAUGCGGGAAAGGAUUCAUAACGAAAGGUAAACUAAAAAGACAUUUAGAGACACAUUCAGGUCUUAAAAAGUACCAAUGUCAUAUAUGUUAUAAGUUCUUUACAAGACCUAGCUAUCUCAGGAUACAUGUGAGGACGAUACACGGGAAUCAGGAUUAUAAUUUCAGAGUUGGGUUUAGGGAGGGGAAGGAAUAUGGUUUGGCCGCGCCUCUGCUGCCGGUAAUGACGCAAUUUAGUGAAUAAUUUUGUCUCCUGGGUUACUUUUUAAAACUAUUUUUGUUAAUUUUAAUUACCAUAAGUAUAACAUACAUAUGCAAUGUCUUCGGUUACCGCAAUAGUUACUCGUGAAAUAAAACUAUUGAAACAGAUUAUAUCGCGUAUUCAAUAUACGACUCGAUAUCGCGUAUGUAUUCAAUACAUACUACAUCCCGACGUUUCGAACCCUUUACAGCGUUCGUGGUCAACGGGUGACUGUGGAACAACUACAACUAUACGCGAUAUCAUCCGUUUCAAUAGUUUUAUUUCAUAUGGAUGUCGGCGGCCGAUCGUAAGAUCAGGCAGAUUGUAAUGUUCCUGUGUAUUUGUAUUGUUUUGAGGAUAGUCACAUUAACCCGAUAUGUAUAUAGGUAAGAUAGGUUCGUUAGGUCGCUUCAGAUGCCCGAAGGGCAAACUGCCCAGAAAUAGGAGUCCCGCGUAGCGGGGCUCCGUCGAUCCAGGGAACGAGUCAAAGAUUUUCACGUUUCACGAUAUGCCUAGGAAUUUCACGAUAUUCCUGAUCUUACGAUCGGCCGCCGACAUAUACAUAUUGGUUAUAAUUCUAAAGCUGAUUCAGCACACAUAAUUAGGAGUUUUUGUCUCCUGGGUUACUUUUUAAGACUAUUUUUUAUGACUUGAUUACCAUAAAUGCAAUUUUGUGCUUAUAAUUCUAAAGCUAAUUCAGCGCAUAAAAGGGUAAAUCAACUUUUAACCUCGCAAGUCCCCGCGUACUUGUGCAAGUACAAAAUAAAUUCGAGUUAUAUACUCUAAUAGAAAUAAAAGAAAAUACUAAAUUCCAAAGCGCGGAAAUUGGCUUGGGUCUUCCGAGGUUGUAACUCGUUGUCAUGGUUACGUUACGAUAAGUUGUCCAGGGGAAAAACAACUCGUAAAAUCCUGAUUUUAUGGAUUUCAUAUUUAUGGUUAUAAGCCAUUUCCAUAAUGGGCCAUUUACUAAGCAUGUUAUUAGAACGUGAUACAUGUCUUCUGUGUCACUAUUGUCCCUUGGACAACGGGGCAGAAUAACAACACAAAGUUGAUCUACCCAAAGAUAAUAAAAGUCACACGAACGCCGCCACCAUACAAUCGUAGUCACGCACUCAUUUUAAAACGACAUUCUGUAACAACACAUAAACAUUCAAGUAACACAUUGCGAUACAGCGAGGAAAUGCCGCCAGCAUCCCUGGUACAAUACCUCAAGGGCCUAUUUUAGAUUUAAGCUAGUUAUUAAUUUCUUUUAGUAAUACCACUGUAUAUAUCUUGUUUGUAAAUGAAUGAUUUUUCACUGUCUAUAAAAAAAAGUAACACAUAUAUGUUUAAUACUAUACUUUGUCAAUGGACUGUCUCAUUUUAAUCAUAGACAGAGAGAAUCCCACUAUCCUUGUCUUACACUAGUACUAGCACCCAAAAGAAAAGGAUGAUUAUAGUUUUCCUGGUUCUUACUGACUGACAAAUUGGUUUGACCAACAUAUAGUUUUCAUUACUAGACUACAUAUAAAAUUUCACUUUUUUUCUAUUUUUUUUGUGUUAAAUGUUCGUGUCAAGUGUCGUGUAAUUUAAGCAUGUCGUUUUUAAAUGAGAGCUUUUUUGGCGGCGGGUUUGUAUGACCAUAGAGUACCUAAAAUAAGUAAAGAAAGAGCAGUAACCCCAUAUAUUAGUUUUCUUACCAAAACGCGAGUUAUUUUAUAAUCGACAUCUAACGUCAUGUAGCGGAAUUUAUAAGUACUGCUAGUCGACAAUAGAUGUCGCGGCGAACGAAAACUCUAAUGCUCAACAAUUUUCAGCUAAUAUUUUAACCGGAUGAAUUGGAUGUCUAUUUUCAACUGCUUCUGCUUAUAAUAUUAGUUGUAAAUUGUUUUAGUAGUACCAAAAAGAUAAAAAAAAAACAGUACCAGAAAGAUAGUAUAGAGGGGUCCUGUCAUUGUUAAUUUUGUAGUCACAGUAAAUUUACUGCCAUCUAUCGACACACGAGUACAACUCAAAAUGAAAACGUAUAAAAUUAUCAUAAAAAUGUAUAUAUAUGGAUAAAUGAUUUUAUUAUUUUUAUAUAAUUUUGAUCCAUGUUCAUUCACUGAUAUCUAUGUGUUAAAAUUGUUAAAUAUGAAACGGUGUCGUCACGCCAUUUAGUCGAGGAUAGGCUAAAGGUGUGUGCGCCAUCUAUCCGAGAAUGACUUUUUCUUGAUUUCCGAGGCACGUUUUUUCCCUAGACUAUAAAGUCUACCACUCAUCAUCAUCAUCAUCAUCAUACAUAUCAUAUCAUAUAUAUCAUGUAUAUCAUAGUCAUACGAAGUUACAUAUGUCUUUGAUAGUACAUUAUUCGUCAGUAGCGACACGUGAUAUCUGAUGUCAAGUAGCGGUACUGAUAGUUCCAUUACUCGACGUUAGAUGUCGACCACGCAAUAACUCGUUUUGAUAAGAAAUCUAUGGAGUUACCGCGCCCUUUCUUUACUUAUAUAUUACUUUAUGCAUGUUAUAAUAAUAUACUCCGCCUGGUACUCUCUUCCCGUCUUUUCUAGGUCACGUGACUGACACAAGCCUACGUCAUCAUGUGACAGCGCUAUAUGAUAAUAUGCGAUAGCGCUAUAUACAUCGGCCAUGUUAUGACGUAUAGUUCAUUUUUUUUAGCAUUAGAAAUAAGGUAAACAAUCUUGAUGUGUCUUUUAAUUGAAAACACAUUUUAAAAAUAAGUUACGGCAAAUAUGUAACAAUUAUGAAUCUAAUACGAUCAUUUAUAUUCUUCUGCUUUCAUAAGUAAUAGUUUUUGAUUUUUAAAAAGCGUUUUUGAAUUAAAAGACAUGUCAAAAUCGCUUUCCUUCUUCCAAGUUCUUUCUAAUGCUAAAAAAUACGAACUAUAGGCUUGUGUCGCUCUGGGAAGAGAAGACCAUGUUUUAUUAGACUAUGCCCUCUAUGGUAUGGCUUUUUUGUUAGUGUUGUUUUUUUAGUGUUUAUACCAUUAAGUGAGAGUCAUAUACCUCCUAAUCGACGGGUAGCGGUGAAGGUAUGUUCUUAUCAUUAAUUUACUUUUAAGCUAAAUCUUGUUAACCUUUUGGACACGGCGUCAAACACGAAAGGUAUCGUCAUGGGUCGUCCCAUUCGUUUUUCGUCAAGUUCUUAAAUUGGUCCUAUUCUGCUUUCGUCACUCAUUCUACAUUCAUCACAAUCGUCGGUGGUUUUCAAUGUAGAAUGCGUGACGAAAGCAGAAUAGGACUAAUUUAAGAACUUGACGAAAAACGAAUGGGACUACCCAAGACGAUACCACACAAAAGCUGUCACUCGGACGCCACGUCACCGAAGUGACAAAACUGAAAUUGAACUUGAUAUGCACGUAGGUCUAUGUUGCUCUGUGGUAUGUGACCGAUUAAUCCGUCUUUGGCGUUGGUGCGGUUAAAUUCGCUUUUAUCCUGAUACGGUCCAGCCUUUUACAUUAUUUGUGACAUUUGAGGAACCCUAAAACCUGUCAAAAUAAUAGUUACGUCCCAAUUAACUGGAAAUAAUUUAAAAAAGGUGUAGGCGAGUAUACUUAACUUUACAUAAGUAGCUAACAUACAUUAUAAUAUUUUGUUUGAUUACCUAAUAAUAAUGUAUAUAUAUAACUAUGCGGGCAGUUAAAACAUUACAACCAGUAGUUUAACUUUAAAAAAACGCUGUAAAGUGCACACAAUUACUUUACCCAUAAUUUUGACGGACAACUGCCUGUCCCUCUCAAUCGAUAGUUAUGUUUCUUAUAUUUAAGUAUCAUUACAAUAUCCACGAAAAUACUGCUCGAGUUUAUAUUGCCGUCUCAAACACCAAAUACACAAUACUAAAGCCUCUCUAAUUUAUGUACCAGUAACGCCAUCUAUAAUAACAAUAACAAAACAAUUUUAAAUGUAAAAAUAGGCUCAUGUACGCCGCGUUUUUUCAAGUUAAUUUACUGAAUUAGAUUUGAGUUUUCUUUUUGGUAAUAUGCAACGGCAAAUAUAAGGGUACAGUUAAUGUGAUAAAACUAUCUGAACACUUUUUGAUCAAGUGUUGGAGAGUAGCCGGAACUCUCUGAACUAUAUUGGCCCCUUAUUUUUGACACUGUUAUCACCUUGAAUAUUGUCAUUAUUUCUCGAUAUAUUUUGUCGCAUCUACCCACAUAGUCAUACAUAAAAUGUUCAUAAUUAUUUUUAAAAGCACAAGUGGCGUAGGGCCGAAAUAAAGAAAGGUGGCCCCCUAACACGAAAAGCAUUACAUGCCCGAUACGCACCAAAACGAUUGGUUCGAAGAACAAUAAUUAUAAAAAAAAUAAUGGAUAUUUAAUAUUUACGUCAAGUGUGUGAAGGAUGGUUACGUCCAUAGCGCUGUCUCUCUCGCACAACGGAGCGGCGUGCGGUUCUGCAUUAGUGAUAACCGCAACUGAUAUACGUCAUGUGAAGGCACAAGGCAUCACAUACGUUCGUCAUGCAUAUGAAUAAAAUGUGAGAAAAAUAUUUAAAUUAAAAUAACAAUUACAAUAAAAAUAUAUCUUUAAAAAAUACAAUUUACAUAUACAUAUUUUAUUGCACUUUAGUAAUAACGGUGGGUUACAGAGGCGAAUGCCAAAGUCAUAAUAUAUUACUGUAUUUCUUAAAUUACAGCCAUAAAAAUAUCUAAGCGUUGUCCCAAAUAUUUCAUCAUUCCCGAAUAUAUAUAAUAUGUAUAUAAUUCUAAGAUGUCGGGAAGAUGUAUAUAUAUUUAGACGGCUGGGAUAUAUUUUAACUAGGGAAUGCAACCGGUAAAUAUUAAGUAUCAGAAAAUCCGGUUAUUUACCGGUUUACCAGUAAUUUCAAUAACAUUUACCAGGUUGUAUUCUCUAAUUUAAACAUAGCUGGUAAGUGCGCUAGUAAAAAAAAGUGUUUUAAGUAAUUAAAAAAAUAUUAUUGUUCUUCAAACCAUAUCAAAAAAGGACCAUAGUUGGCAAGUGAAAUUUUGUCAAAUGAAAUCGUCCAAAUAAAUAAAAACAUCGGGCUUUAGUUCACUUCUGUAAACAUAGAUGUCGCUGUGUGCAAAACCGGUUUUAUCUACCGGUUCAGCUUCAUGUAUCGCUGACGUUUUGACACAUGUCAAGCCUGUUUGCAAAAGUUGCGAGUGUCAUCUCUCAUACAACUGUUGCAAGGAUUGACAAUUGUCAAUAUGUUGUUCCACUGUCAAAACACGGCAAGUAUCUUUACACAAGUUAUGCGUCUAGUCAAAACAAUAUGACAUUUAUCACUAUCAGUAUAUUUAGGCAGUGUUAGAUAUAUCCCAUUAUUCACAAAGUAAAUCUUGAACUUUGUACGCUCAAAACAAAUAUAUUAUUUAAUUGUCAAAUUGUUCAUACUAUUACAUUUCGAAACUGUCACACGAUAGCUCCCGAAUACAACAUUCACAAUUUUAAACCUUAUAUCGCCUCACAUAUUAUUAUAUUAUAUUUUUCGUAAUAAACAACAAAUAGGUAAACGAUUUCCAAAUAUUUUUGAUGAGCAUCGUCAUAACUCAUAAUCUUAUUACAACUUUACAAGAACAAAAAGUAUGGUUAUUACGAGACAAUUAUAAUCGAGGUGGCAUUUUGCUCAUUCACCGCAAUAAUAUUAGAAAAAUCUGACACUGUUUUAUUUGAGCACCAAUCCAAGGCUAGUUUAACCGGUUUAUCCGUUGUAAACGAAUGACAAUCCGGUUUACGUGAAAAAAUACCGGUUUCGCACUAGUUACAUUUUUCAUCUCAUGGUGAAUUUUUAAGCCCAAAUGGGGCAUUCCAAAAGCUCUCCCGUACAAAUGCAUUUUAUUUCGUAUAACACCGGUUUUGUCACCGUCGAGUCAAUGAUUACUUUACUGAGCAUUUUUUACAUCCGUUGUAACAGAAAAAAACCAUAUACCUGCAAAUCUUAGAACAGCGCACUGAAUAAAUAAUAGUACUAGGUACAGAAGACUCACUCUCUAACAAAACGCGUCUGUUACGAUCAGGACAGAGGCCGCUAGGUGGCGACAGCGCCACGCGCGGCUUAUGGCCACCAAAAUUGGUGUGGAACGGAUGUACUUGUAGCUACUUGUUGCGACGCGGAGUGAGCCACGCCUGGUGAGAGCGAGAUGUAUAGAAAGUAAUCAAGGCAGACGUUAGCGAAUAUGUCAGUUUGACACUGCUAGGCAGUCAUGGUCAGGCUACUUGUGACUCUUAAAAAGUCCAAUUUUGACUUCUAAGUUUUAAUAUUGCAAAGUUGUAUGUAACUGUUAUAAAAAUGCAUUACAAUAGGGAAUAUUACGCGCAACUCUGCGUAGGGGGCGCCACUACCACUAUCCGUCACAAUCUGGGGGUCUACUACAAGAAAUCGGAAUUUCGUUAUUUAACCUCUCUAUCACUCUUGCUUAUUCGAGCGAUAAAGAGGCAGAUAACUAAAUUUCGAGUUUCGCUUUUCCCGGUAGGCCCUUGUUAACAAACUGCCUUGAUGCAUCAAUGUCAUAUUUUAUUGUCUGUGAAAACUUGUCAAAAAAACAGUUUAAAGCACAGUGUGUAUAAGUUACUCUAUGGUUUACUAGAGGCGCUAGUGCUGCACUCUGGCGGCAGAACAUUGCAGUAAUACCCCCUAUUCUAAGUCCUUCCUGUCGCGAAAAUGUAACGAAAAAAGUGGGAACAAUUUAGAUUUCUUUUCGUUUCGGGCGUUUUGUAUAUAAUAAAAUAGUGAUAAUUGUUUUUAAUUUAAAUAACAAUGUGAUGAAUAACAUUUACCUGUGUUUGCACUUCACGACAUUUUAAUAUAUAUUUAUUUUGAUUUUGUAAAUGUAUCAGCAAACAUGUACCAAGGGCGUUGUCUUAAUUAUUUAAUAGAUGUAUUAUAUGUGACGUUCCACGGUAAAAGGUACCUUAUGGCGGCUGGCGCUUACGUCGCAUAGCGCCGCAAUAAUAUUGGAGCGACGUUAAUAAUAGCGUAAGCGCCAACCGCCAUAAGGUACCUUUACCCGUGGGACGUCACAUAUUAUAAUUCAGUUUUUCAUAAAGUUAGACCAAGAAAUGUCUGCAGCGGUUUUGUUAGCCCACGCAGUGCAAGUGUUAUUUAUACGUCAAACGGUUUGACGUUUAAAAUAACACUUGCACUGCGCGGGGCUAUCAAAAUCGCUGCAGACUUUUCUUGGUCUAACUUUGUAUGUUUUUGAUUCAACAAUUAAUUUGAAGUUCUGAUCUAGGACUUGUUAUAAUGUUUAUGAUUCUGAAAUAUUCGUGAAAUAAAUUAUUGUAUGGUAAUGAUUAUUUGUCACAUUUCUAGCUGUAACUUGUCUGUGGCGGAACCGUACUGAUAUUUUGGAGGGAUUUUUCAUGCUUCUAAAAAAAGGUAUAUUUGGAAUGUUUUAUUUUAUUACUAAUCAAUAUUUUGAAGUGUAAAUUUUUUAUUCCGUUAUCAUUUUCCAUACGAAUGUAGUGCAUAAUUACUUUUCCAUCGUUUUUUUCACGGAAACGUCCGAACGUGUCUUGCUAUUUCAGUCAGUCUCGGUACAAAAAGUACUGACGUUGACUGAAGAAGCAUGACAAAUACGAACGUUUCCGAGAAAACACGAUGGAAAACAAUUAUACACUACAUCUGUACAGUCAACUGUAAAAAUAUGGGUGUACAAAUCAUCUCAAAAAUAUGUCCCAUAACUCUUUAUGUCAGUGAAUUAAGAACUAUGGGACAUAUUUUUGAGUAAGUUGUCUACACCUAUAUUUUUACAGUUGACUGUACACAUACGUCAUGUCGUCUAUAUGAAUAUGACAGGAACGUAAUAGUCAUAAAUGUAUGGAUGUUUGAGAAAACUUCCAAAAACCAAGCAUGGGAAAGUACCCUAGAGAAAUAUAAAAUGGAUCUGGCCUUCAGGCAAGUAAUGCUCUAAAGAUGCGUCCCCAUCCGAACAGCUUCAAUACGAAUAAUAGCGCAAUUUCUACACCAUAAGUAAUUAAUCUUAAUGUACAGUCAGCCGCAUGCCGCAUGUUUUUCCAACCGGCACGUAUGGAGGUCCAAGGGGGAGGCCUAUGUUCAGCAGUGGACGUCUUAUGGCUGAGAUGAUGAUGAUGAUGUACAGUCAGCUGCAGAGAGAGGUCCCCCCCCCUGCAUAUAAAUUUGUUUGCAGGGGUACAGUCGACGUCAAAGAUAUGUUUACACUUUUGCACCUUACUCCUUUGUAAUAAGGCGAAAAGUGUAGACAUAUCUUUGACGUCGACUGUACACACACGUAUGUACACUUGUAUGUACUAUUUAUUAAGAAAAAAUUUAUUACGCAAAUGUGUUAUUCAGAUUUGUGCAAAGAUAAUUUUGUUAAUGUGAUUCAAUACAAGCUCAUUGUCAUUACCUAUAUCGGCUUUAUAUUUUAACAUAAUUAUUGUCUUAUUUUCUGAAUAUGGAACUUCUGGAGGUAAUAUACCUACUUAGAGAUGAAGAUCCCAAAAAUGCUGAGUAUAGAUCGAAGAAAAGAAAGUACAGUAAGCUACAGAGAUAACUACCCUCCCCCUUUUCCCCUCUUCGAAACAAACAAGUUUCGAAGGGGGUUAGUUAUAUCCGCAGCUCUUUGUACAAGUCGAUGUUAUAGUGGUAAGCUGCUCAGAUGGUGACGGAGCCUAAACAUAGUUUCAUAGAUUCCAUCUCUUAAGUGUUUUUUAGGUUAAUGUUUUGAUCGCGAUGUAAAUAUUAUUGUGAAAGAGUGCGGACGACCGAGUAAAUAAUGAAAAUUAUAAAUUGUUUUAUUUCA
Molecule: messenger RNA, 12010 nt
Organism: Cydia fagiglandana
Lineage: Eukaryota; Metazoa; Arthropoda; Insecta; Lepidoptera; Tortricidae
Product: zinc finger protein 808-like
Exons: 14
Coding region: 392-3307 (971 amino acids)
Biological process (GO): regulation of transcription by RNA polymerase II
Cellular component (GO): nucleus
Molecular function (GO): DNA-binding transcription factor activity, RNA polymerase II-specific; RNA polymerase II transcription regulatory region sequence-specific DNA binding
Source: RefSeq, a predicted model, not a curated record